Messenger RNA from Symbiodinium sp. CCMP2592, 426 nucleotides. The record is from the annotation of a GenBank genome assembly. Lineage: Eukaryota; Dinophyceae; Suessiales; Symbiodiniaceae.
AUGGACGGAGCACGUCGAUGCCAGUGGCCGAACUUACUUCUACAACACGAACCUGAGGGAGUCGCUGUGGAAGCAUCCCAUGGAUCAGGAGUUUGUAGAGAUCGCCAACUACUGGAGGCGAGCCCUAAAAGAUGGCGGCUUUUGGGAUAUCGACGAAGAGCUGGCCGAAAUGGAGGAGAAAAUCCGCGCCAAUCUGGCAAACUGGAUGGAGCUCUACGACGACUCCGGCCAAAAGUUCUAUUUCAACCGGAAGACGGAGGAGAGUUUGUUCGACGACCCACGUCACACGACCUACCACAGCCUCUACACCAGAAUCAGGCACCGGACUGUGAGCUCCGAGGGCUAGACAGGCCCCAUGCUGGCACACAAGCGGUGAGUCGCGAACACUGUGCUUGUAUCAUUAAAGUAUUUAUUUGUAUGUUGUAG